ACGUCGUCGUCGUUGUUGUUGUUGUUAUUGUUGUUGUUGUUGUUGUUGUUAUGUUGUUGUUGUUGUUGUUGCUGCUGCUACUGCUGCUGUUGUUAGUUGGGGUGUUGGUAAUGGUUGAACGAGAAUAGUGAGAGGGGGUGGAGUGCGGUGAGUAUUCACCAAUUGAACACACGAGUGAUGAUUAUUUUUUUCGAAACGAUACUUCGAGAGAAGAAAAAAAAAAAAAAACAAUAUUUUAGAGAAGAUGACAACACCGGUAAAUAACUUCUUUCUUUUUCUUAUCUUCCCUUCUCUUGUUAUGUCGUACUUCACACUGUUCGCGAAAAUCGAACGACUAUGAUUUCGCCGACUUUCGUCCUCGUCUUCCCGCGUGAUUUCUCGUCGAACGUUUCUGCCGAGUUCGUUACGUCUUUCUUUUUCUCUCCUUCUAUCUAUCUUUAUCUCCUUUCGUAUUCGAAUCUCCCCCUCUACUUUCCCACAACACUGUUCAUUUUCACGAGCACUGCCCGCGUGCCUUGUAUAAGGAAACUACUCGAAAGAAUCGAGACGAGAUAUACACACCCUCUCUUUCUUUCUUUCUUUCUUUCUUACUUACUUACUUACUCACUCACUCACUCACUCACUCACUCACUCACUCUAUCUCUCUCUCUUUCUUUUUCUCCCUCUCCUCCUUGAAUAGUGGGUGCUUUGAACGUCGUGGUCGUUAAACUCGGCAAUUUCUCUCUCUCUCCCCCUCUUUUUUUCUUUUUCUUUCUCUAUGUCUCUCUCUCUCUCUCUCUCUCUCUGUCUUAUUAUCUUUUCUGCUUGCGAUCCCAGUGAUGGAGAAAUAUAAUCAAAAGAAAAAAAGGGGAAAAAGAUACACGACGUACAAGCAACAAACGCACGCGCGCGCGCGCGCGCGCCACACGCACACACACACACACUUUGCGAGAAGAGCGAUAUUUUCUCUUUCUCUCUCUCUCUCUCUCUCUCUCUCUUUAUACAGUAUGUACGUGUAUAUAUAUAUUCGAGAAGAAUAUUUCUAAGAGAGCUGAGAGAAAUAUUACGAGGAGAAUUGUUGUGUAUCGAGAAAAAGAAGAGGAAAAAAAAAGAAAUAAAAAACACGUGAGAGAGAGAGAUAUAUAUAUAUUAAGAAGAAUCGUUAAUUCUCUCUCUCUUCUUCUUCUUCUUCUUCUUCUUAUUCUUCUUCCGGAGACUUUCGUUGGGCUGUUUUCCAGGUUGCUUUUUUUUUCUCUCGUUCCUUUCUCGUUCCUUUUCUCGUCUACGAUAAAACAAACACGUUUCGAGGGCGCAGCGUAUGCGGACGGGAGCGAAGAGUUCGCUCCUUCUCACUGCACUACACUACUCGAAGUGACGUCACCGUGGCGGGAGCGUAGCGCGGCUCGCUGGCUAGCGCCCGCUCCCGUUCCUGCUAACGCUGUCGGCUCUUGCGGCCGGUGGUGGGGGGAAAAAGCAGCGCCGUCGCCGUCGCUCUCUACCGUCGUUGCGCUGUCUGGUGGGGGAAACGGAAAACACGGCUACUACGUUGCCGUCAAGAUGGAGGGGAGAAGGAGCGCGCAAGAGAGAGAGAGAGAGAGAGAGAGAAUAGGACGUUCGUGUCGGCUACUAAGCGGUGACGUGCCGUGAGCGCGCGCGCGCGCAAGCGCUAUGUACCCAAUAGAGUUGGUGGGGGUACAAUGUUUCCGCGCCGUUGCCGGCGGAAAAGCUUCCUCGAGUGGGGGAAUACGUAGAGAGAGAGAGAGAGAGAGAGAGAGAGAGAGAGAGAGAAUUAUAUUCGUGUGGAAUCGAAGCAAGGACAGGUAGGGAGAUCUCGAGCCACCGGGAGAGGAGGGAUAACGGGUCGAACGAGCUAACCCGAACCCCUGAGCCGAGUGCGCCGUGUCUCCCUUCUCUUUCAAACGAUCAUCACUCUCUCUCUCUCUCUCUCUCUCUCUCUCUCUCUCUCUCUGUCUCUCUCUUUCUCUCUCUUUCUCUUAUUCCCUCUUUCUAUCUUUACACCCCUUUGCCUCGCACCGCCCUUUGAGAACACAUCAUUCCCUGUCCUUCUCCCUCUCACAAGGCCCCUCGUAGUGUCCGCUCCUGCACCGACGCACCGUCAUCGUCGUGGUGUCGUCGUCGACGACACAACGCAAGCCCGCCAUCUUUCUUACUAUCUCUCUCUCUCUCUCUCUCUCUCUCUUUCUCUUUUUCCCCUAUCUACUUAUCUCUCUCUCUCUCUCUCUCUUUCACUUCUUCAGGGCCGUUUUAGGUGCAGCCAAUUACCCGGGACAUCUGUACUUUCUACCGAGGGAGAAUAAAGACGGGACUAUUGGAUUAUGUAUUAGGGAAAUAAAAAAAAAAAAAGAAAAAUAAAGAAAUAAAAAAGUACUUAACCAUACUGACGCGUAUUCGGGUACUAACGAUUGAAAGUUUAGUCUUUGUUAGAAGUACGGAAUCCCUUUAAGCUAAACAAUUUUCGUAGAUGAACGUAAGAAAAAAAGGAAAGAAAAAAAAAAAUAAAAAACCCUAUCGAUACUUUAUUUCUAUUCGACAAGAAAAAUCAAUGAAUUCGAUAAUAAUAGUAAUAAUGAUAAUAAUAAUAAUAAUAGUUCGAUGACAAAUGCAUUCUCACUUUUCCUUCUCUCAUGGAAUUAGUUAAAUUUCUAUCAAAUCAUCAAAUAUUUACUCACGUCGGCGUUACUUUUCAUUACAAAUUUCUAAGAGUUAAUUUGCGUUUGUUAAUCGAUGAGUCAUUAAAACGCAAACGUAAGAAAUCGCAUGAUUUUAGACUGGGAAUAUUUGAAUAAAUGCGAACGAAAGAAAAUGCAUGAUAAACGAAAUGAUCAAGGUAACUGGUUUGCCUAUAUACGGCCCUGCCGCUCGUAUGCUCCAUCUUGUUUUCACUAAACUCGUGUCGACCAACGACCGUUGUUGAGUCCAUGGCAUCGACUAUGGCGGUGCCGCCGCGCCUUUGUGGUUGCUUCUGUAUAUGUAUGAUAUAUGAAUGUGUAUAUGCAUCAUGCACGCAUAUAUAUAUAUGUAUAUAUAUAUGAUAUGUAUGUAUGUAUAUAUAUAUGUAGGUACGAUCCGCCAUAAGGUUCGUUCGCUUUGCCUCGUUCGUACGACGAAACAAACUGUUUGACGUUCCCUUGACGAUGACGUUCCAAUGUCCGAUUGGUUCGACGGUUAAAAGGUGUUGGAAAUGAAAUGACGACUGUACAGUAUUUUUGUUAAACAAACUUGACGAAUGAUAUAUGUAUAUCGUGUUUUCGCAUCGACCAACGUCCUCGAGGGACACAAAAGAGAAAGAGAAAGAGAACACCCGACGACGACGAGUAGUGUAGUAGUGUAGUUGUAGUUGUAGUAGUAGCAGUAGUAAUAGUAGUGUAGUAGCAGUAGUAGAAUAGUAGUAGUAGUAGUAGUAGUAUAGUAAUAGUAAAGUGAUGUAGUAGUAGUAGUAGUACUAGUUGUGUAGAAGUAACACAGAGUGGUGAGGGUUGAGAAAAAUCUUCGUAGCAUUGUUUCUAAUACCAACAACGAGUUAUUUUAUCGAGUGCUCCUAACCGGAAACGACUUUCGAACGAAUUCCAACUGAAAUCGGUUGAGGCGGCCGACGCGAGGAUAACGAAAAUCCAUACGAAAAUUUUUCCUUAUACGGAAGAGUUAUUACGAAUUUUCUAAAUACACUCUCUCUCUCUCUCUCUCUCUCUCUAUAUAUAUAUAUAUAUAUAUAUAUCUGUCUAGAAUUCUUUUAUUUUUCUUUUAUAAUAAUUUAUAUAAGUGUAGAGUAAGUAAAAGACUAUUCUACUCCUAAGAUUUUCAGACUUCGAGUUCCAACACGAUUAUUGCUUUCUAAGCGAUCGUGUAAGUUACAGAUCGAUAGCAUGAGUCAUGUGUCUCUCGUCGUCAACAACGACAUGUCCUUUUUUCUUUCUUUUUUUUUUUAUUCUCCUUGUUUACAGUUCAAGAGUAUCGAUCGCGCUCGAUUCUCUUUCGCGUGUCGUUGCAAGAAAACGUUGUCGUCAACGUCGUCAACGUCGACGACCGUCGAAAACCAUCGACGUCGGCGUUGUGGUCGUUUCGUCGAGCUACCCGAGACAGGAGGCCGGUAAAACGAGUAUAUGUAUUAGGUUCUAUGCUUCAAGCUAAUCUGUUUGCUUGCCUGCUUGCCCUUUUCGCCUUCUAUUCCGAAGGAGAAAGAGAAAGAGAAAGAUAGAUAGAUAGAUAGAUAGAAAGAGAGAGAGAGAGAGAGAGAGAGAGACGCUUUCAUUACGAACAAAUAGACGAAGAAUUCGAUUCGUUCUAUGACCUUAUAACGUUCCUAUUAAAUCGAUUUAGAAUUUCAAUUCUCUCUGUUUGUCUCUCUCUUUCUCUCUCUCUCUCUCUCUCUCUCUCUCUCUCUACAAACUUCGAAGGAAAAGCCGUUGAAGGUCGUUCGAAAACUAAUAGGUUAUAAUCCGCCAUUUUGAAUGGCCUCUUAGACGUAGUUCCUCGUUCACAAGGUUUUCCCAUUAUCGGAGAACGAUAGAAGAGUUCAUUGUUCUCGUCAAAGAGACACAACUCUUCUUCUUCUUCUUCUGCUUCACAGGAGCUUGCCACGUUUUUCUUCGGGUCUCUAACGGUACGUACGGGCGCGUGAAUUAUUUCUUUGCCUCUUCGACGAGGCGCGAGAAGAGAGAGAGCGAGAGAGAGAGAAAGAGAGAGAGAGAAAACUCCAAUAAAGGAGAAUGCGUCAUCCUCUUCCGACGUUCUUUUAGCCAAUGGAAACACGAACUUGUAUGUCUCGAGACUUCGGCGAUUUUAUUAUACGCCGAGUAUUGUUUUUUGGCUUUUUUUCCUUCAAUCUUAUAUCCGUCAUUUUUAAUCAUUUCGAUGGUCAUACGAAUAAAAAGUGUGAUAAAAUAUACACGGUUUUCCACUUACGAUGAUCGAAUUCGUGUGUUAUGUGAACGGUGUGAACAUAAAAAUUAUGGGAACUUCUUUCCUUUUAAUGGGAUUUAGGUUAUGACGGAGACCAACGCGUAUAUGUGUAAAUCGAAUGACGAUAUUAAAAAUUUGUUUUGGAAUAGAACAAAUGAACGAACGAACGAACGAACGAACGAACGAACGAAACGUUUCGUUCUUUUUACGAAAUUAUUACGUUUAUCGCAAUAUUGCAACUGUUAUCGUAUGUCUGGAUAUUGGAUGACCAGCAAGAUUGUAGAAAAUGGCGACAUCACUUCGAUAUGCGUACACCUCGAGCCAUCUUGCGGCGAUUAGGAUCAUGAAUUUUCCUCUUUACCGACAUUAAGAAAAAGAAGUAAUUAAAACAUGAUUGCAAAAGAAAAGCAAUUAGGAAGUGUCGAAAAAGAUGUAUCAAAGGAAUUAUCAUUAUCAUCGUCGGAUCCAAAUAUACGAAAAUUGGCUAGGAGACAACGAAUUCAACGUCGCUUGAGCGUUCUGCAUAAGGUAAAAGGAGCUAAAGACGUAGAAAUCAUUAAAAGAACUCCCAUCGAAAGACAGAUUCUUGCCAGUACUGAAUUUCUGGAAGAGAUCAAGUUAGAAGGCGAAGAAGUGAUAUCCAAUGUAAAAGUUGCAAACGAUGCUCGAGAGUUAGAACGACGUAAGGAAGUACAAGAGACAAGAGAAGCCUUGCUAGAGAAACUAGAGAGAGAUAAUGAAGAAUGUAUGCUAAAGUAUAAGGAGAUCGAUAAAAAAUGGUCCGACAUAUUUGCAUCAAAAGAUCCAUUGGACAUAGAAGAAAAGAUGAUGCGACAAAAUGCCAAGUGUCUUGAAUUAUUAGAGAAGAAGGAUCAAAUUAUUAUGGGAUUGAAGGCUGAGCUAGAGAAUGCCGAUCUCAGAUUCGUCGAUGAUCUUAAGAAACAAAACGAAGAUAUUGAUAUAUUGAUCGAUAGAAUAGAUCGUCAGUUAAAUGUAAUCGCCGAAGCUUAUCAUAAAGAAUUGGAUAAUAUCAACAACGUGUUGGAUGCCGAACGUAAAUUGCUCUUGGAUACACUCGAGAAAAAAUGGAAAGAUUUCUAUGAGAAGUUACAGGAUAAUGGUCACGAAGGCAUUGAAAAAAGGAAAGAUAUAAUUCGUGAAUACGAGGAGGAAAUGGAAAGAGUCAUGACCGAGCACCACGAGGAAUAUCGUUCUCAAAAAAUAACUUUGGCAUUGGAGAAUCAGGAUCUUCAACAGAAGUUACAGGAUAUGAAAGCUUUGUGCAUGUUAAAUGUCGAAAAAUUGAAUUAUAGUUAUGCCGUUCUUAAGCACAAAGACGAAGAGAAUACUAUAAUUAAAAAUGAACAAAAAAGACGAAUUAAUAAGCUUCAAGACACUAUGAACGAAUUAAGAAAGGCUUACGUCAAAUUAGAAGAAGAUAGUCGAUCAGAAAUUCAAGGAUUGACCGAUCAAGUUCUCAAGGCACAUAAGAAUAUUUUAGAACUCGAAGAAAAGUCACAGUAUUUUACCGAUAUUAAUGAGAAGAAAUACUUUCAAGUAUGGGAUAUGAAUGUAAAACGUGUCAACGAGCUGGUCGAUAAAAUUAUGGCUACUGAUCGAAUUAUACAUGAACGAGCAUUAGGAUUACAAUGGCAACCUCCCGAGGUAAAACUUUUGACCAAGGAAGAUUUACCUUCUUACUGUACUGCGAUUAAUAUUACAAAUAAAGAAAAGACUGAUGCUCAAGAAAAAAGACAAAUGCCAAUUACUUACAAAAAGGCUGUUACUUUAGAAGACAUCAAUUUGGAACGACGUUUAUUAAAUCAUAUAAUGGAACAUAUAUCCGAGAAAUCCAAUUAUCUGAUUGAAGAUAACAUACAAAAAUUACUUUUACCGUAUACAACCGAGAACAAUGUAAUCAUUAGAUUGGACAAUGUUUUUCAGGCAUUAAACAUAAUAUCCGAAGAGGAAAUACAUUUCUUAUUAAAUUUCUUCCUCCCAUAUACGUAUUGUCCCGAUUGUAUGUCCUUGGAUAAAACGAUGGAAUCCUCGUCAACGUCUACUAGCACGAUUAAUACACCUCUCGUCUGUGGCGGCAAGGAAUUAGACGAAGAAACAGCUAAAUUAGUCGAAACUAUAAAGGCAGAGGUUUUCUUUCAAGACGCAUGUUCAAGCGUUUGUACACUCAUUGAUACGACGGACUAUUCGGAAAAGCGUCUUCCUUCGGCAGAAACUACGACGUCCAUUUCAUCAGAUGAAUUAGAUGUAUCAUCCACAUCUUGUGACGAAAAGAAAGAUUCAUCGCAAACAAAGGAAGGAGCAAAUCAAUUGCUCUGCAAAAAGGGUCAUUUGUUAAAGAUUGAUGCAUCAUAUGUUACAAAAGCAUUGAAGGAAUUCAUAGAGAAAUAUAAUUUUAUUAAACGCGACGAAACGCCAAAGUCUUUGAAGGAGAGAUUAUCAAUGAAAAAAGUAACAAUUUCACGAAGUUUAACCGUAGAGGAUAUAAAAGAAUUUUGGAAAAGAUACAGGGAUUUAUUUCCUCCCGCUAAAGAAUCCCUUUGGGAUGGCUUGCUCGUUGGACUUAAGCGAUAUUAUGAAACAUUGAAAGAAAGACAAAGAUUGAGCAAUGAAACGGCAUUUUUGAAGAAACAAAAUGCUGAAUUACGACGUUUACUAAAGACAUAUAAUACCGUUGAGAUUAGAAGCAGCCCGAUAACCGAUACAGAAAUAUCUUCCUCUGCUAAAACAUAAUGGAAUUUAAGAUGCCAACAAAUUCAUCCAUCCAUUCAUCCAUCCAUUCAUCCAUUCGUCCGUCCAUCCAUCCGUCCAUCCAUGCGUUUUCUUUUUUCCCGAAUUUUUACGAGGUCGACUUGUCAACACUCAACCUCUAUUAGUCGCCUUUUACGACAAGCAGAGGAUACUGUGGGUAUAUUCUAUCCCCGGGCCCACAGGGGAAGGUGAAAGGUUUCUUUUUAAAAUGCUAAUCGUUGAUAUGAAUAAUCGAUAAAUGGAAAAACGCAAAGAUUGGUAAUUAAGUUUACUUAUAAUGGCCGUUGUAAAUAAAAUCAAACGUAAUAUAAAAGGAGACAGAAUCUUUAUUAGAUUCUGUACAUACGUCGUGUACCACCAUGUUACAUUCGCUCUAACUGUGCUUUUUCUUACUUAAACAUUACUUUUAUAUACACAUCAUGGUAGUACAUUUAAAGAACAAUCGCUAAUACCCAACAAACACAUAUUAUUGUUUUAUUACUAAGACGCCGAUCUUAUAAAUAAUGAAAAUUGGAAGAUUUUGUUACCUUAAUUUAUAUUUCUUACAUAUAUAUGCUUUUGUUUAAAAAUAUAUACAUAUAUAUAU
Vespa velutina is the source of this 8254-nucleotide messenger RNA. RefSeq names its product dynein regulatory complex protein 1. The record is from RefSeq and is a predicted model, not a curated record. The coding region runs from base 5290 to 7650 and encodes 786 amino acids. Gene Ontology annotation, biological process: cilium-dependent cell motility; axonemal dynein complex assembly; regulation of cilium movement. Gene Ontology annotation, cellular component: axoneme; axonemal dynein complex. NCBI's taxonomy places the organism in Eukaryota, Metazoa, Arthropoda, Insecta, Hymenoptera, Vespidae. The transcript is spliced from 11 exons.